Messenger RNA from Populus trichocarpa (black cottonwood), 2509 nucleotides. RefSeq names its product KH domain-containing protein At4g18375. The record is from RefSeq and is a predicted model, not a curated record. Gene Ontology annotation, biological process: regulation of gene expression. Gene Ontology annotation, cellular component: nucleus; cytoplasm. The transcript has 8 exons. Lineage: Eukaryota; Viridiplantae; Streptophyta; Magnoliopsida; Malpighiales; Salicaceae. Bases 175 to 2046 code for a protein of 623 amino acids. Gene Ontology annotation, molecular function: mRNA binding.
CCUCUUGCCCGUCUCUUUCCCUUAUUUUUUUUCUUUUUCAUUGUCCUCUCUCUCUCUCUCUCUCUCUCCGCGCUCAUCAUUAGGGUUUAUUUAUAAUAAUAUAUAUUUCCCUCCCCUUCAUUCAACUCACUAUAACAGGUAUUUCAAUAAUAAUAGUAAUAGUAAUAGUAAUAAAUGGUGGAGAGUGGCAAACGAUCGCGUCCCCAAAGAGAUUAUGAUGGGGAUACCAAUAAUCAGAAGAGGCACAAAGAUAAUAAAGGUACUGAUAAUGAUGAACUGGUUGUGUAUAGAAUACUAUGCCCUGAUGAGGUUAUUGGAAGUGUCAUUGGUAAAAGUGGAAAAGUCAUCAAUUCCAUAAGGAAUGAGUCGAGGGCGAGAGUUAAGGUGGUGGACCCGUUUCCAGGUGCCAUGUAUAGGGUCAUAACAAUUUAUUGCAAUGUCAAGGAGAAGGGAGAUGCUGAUGUUGACGAUGAUUUCCAUCAGGCUGACCCUUUGUGUCCUGCACAAGAUGCUCUUCUUAAAGUUCAUGCUGCAAUUUCAAAUGCUGUUGCAGCUCUUGGGGACUCUGACAAGAGAUGCAGAGAUAAGAAGGAAUGCCAAAUUCUUGUCCCAACUAGCCAGUCUGCAAAUAUUAUUGGUAAGGCUGGGGCAACUAUAAAGAAAUUGAGAAGCAAGACCAGAGCCAACAUUAAAAUCACUGCCAAAGAUGCCUCUGAUCCAACUCACUCAUGUGCUAUGGACUUUGACAACUUUCUUCUGAUAACUGGUGAAUCAGAAGCAGUGAAGAAAGCAUUGUUUGCAGUUUCUGCAAUCAUGUAUAAGUUCAGUCCAAAAGAAGAAAUUCCCCUUGAGACAACUGUACCAGAAGCUCCUCCAAGCAUCAUUAUAUCAUCAGAUGUCCCUAUUUAUCAACCGGGUGGAUUCUAUCCAAAUGCAGAUCCAAUUGUUUCUUCUAGAUCUGUUCCACCAAUCUUAGGCGCUACACAUAUACCGGAGUUUCAGGGUUAUGGGGAUAUGAGGAGUUCUUGGCCCAUUUAUUCAUCCACAGUCCCUGUAGUUCCCAGUUUUGGCAACACCUCUAGAUCUGAGUUAAUUAUACGACUAUUAUGCCCAUUUGACAAGAUUGGGCGUGUCAUUGGCAAGGGAGGGAGUACCAUUAAAAGCAUAAGGCAGGUUAGUGGUGCUCGUAUUGAGGUUGAUGACACUAAGGCUGAUCGAGAUGAGUGUAUUAUUACAGUCAUUGCAACUGAGUCUCCCGAUGAUUUGAAAUCCAUGGCAGUUGAAGCUAUUUUAUUGCUUCAAGGAAAGAUUAAUGAUGAAGACAAUGACAUUGUUGGCAUUCGAUUCCUUGUUCCAUCUAAAGUUAUUGGGUGUAUCAUAGGAAAAAGCGGUGCAAUUGUAAAUGAAAUUCGAAAGAGAACUAAUGCUGAUGUCUGCAUCUCAAAAGUGGAUAAACUUAAGUGUGCUGAUAGUAAUGAUGAACUUGUUGAGGUGGCUGGAGAAGUUGGUAGUGUGAGAGAUGCACUUGUCCAGAUUGUUCUAAGGCUCAGAGAUGAUGUAUUGAAAGAAAAGGAUGGUGGUCUGAAUUCUUCUGUUGGUACUGAUUCUGUCUACCCUGUUCAUGCUGGUAUUUCUAUACCAUCUAUCCUGCCUUCUGUUCCUCCAGUUGUUCCAAUGGGUUAUGAUCAGAGGGCUGAAAGUGGCAGUGGUUUGGGCCUGUUUUCAUCAAGCAGCCUUUAUGGAUAUGGAUCCUUACCGAUGGGAGAAAAUAGCUAUGGUUCUCUGGCCUCGUAUUCUUUGUCUAAGCUGUAUGAAGGAUUGCCUCCACCCUCAACUCUUGAAAUGCUGGUGCCUGCUAAUGCAGUUGGUAAAGUGAUUGGUAAAGGAGGAGCAAAUAUAGCCAACAUCCGAAAGAUAUCAGGAGCAAUGAUAGAAAUCUCUGAUGCCAAGUCUGCAAGGGGUGAUCGUAUUGCUUAUAUAUCUGGCAAACCGGAGCAAAAACAGGCUGCUGAAAACUUGAUCCAGGCAUUUAUUAUGGCCACUUAAGCCUUGACAAUAUUUCCAGAUAUUUGAAGGUGAAUAGUAAAAAUCUUGGAAUUCUCUUCCCAUCUUCCUCAAAUGUUUCCUUAGCCUCAUCAGGUUUCAUCUUUAGUUGACUUCGUUUUCUAGGCUUCGAUAGCUGGAAUCUUCCUGUUUCUUAUAAACAUGCCUAUGAAGAUCAAACAGGAAGAUAUGCAAGUGGUUUAAUAUCCCUGGUGAUAGGUUCCUGUCGAUGUUUGCAUGAUUGAUUCUUCCAUCUGCAGAUCUUAGAACAUUGUAGGUUCUUUCCUUUCGUUUUGUUUUACCAGGUCCUAUCAUUAAGCUGUGGGAAGUCCAUCUUAUUUCCAGCAGUUUUUAUACUCUGAUUUCCUGAUCACCCCAGGAAUUACUUUCAGGAAACCAUAUUGCCAAACUCAUAAUGUAUGUGUGUUGUUUUCUGGCCGUGCAAUCUCAUUCUCUACUUCUUUUA